CGGCGCGAGGCGGAAGCGCCCCCUCCCGCUCCCCGCCGCUCGGCGCCGCCGUCCCGCUGGGCUCCGCCAUGUCGCCGCUGCGGGCGGUGCUGGCGCUGCUGGCCGCGCUGGCCGCCCCGGCCGCCGCCUACUUCGUGAGCAUCGACGCGCACGCCGAGGAGUGUUUCCUGGAGCGCGUGCCGUCCGGCACCAAGAUGGGGCUCAUCUUCGAGGUGGCCGAGGGGGGAUUCCUCGACAUCGACGUGGAGAUUACAGGGCCCGAUAAUAAAGGGAUUUAUAAAGGUGAUCGAGAGUCCAGUGGAAAAUACACAUUUGCUGCCCACAUGGAUGGAACUUACAAGUUUUGCUUUAGCAACAGGAUGUCCACCAUGACUCCCAAGAUAGUGAUGUUCACUAUUGAUAUUGGGGAAGCUCCAAAGGGGCAAGACAUGGAGACAGAAGCUCAUCAGAACAAGCUAGAAGAGAUGAUUAAUGAGUUAGCUGUGGCCAUGACAGCUGUAAAGCAUGAACAAGAAUAUAUGGAAGUUCGUGAGAGAAUACAUAGAGCAAUUAAUGACAACACAAACAGCAGAGUGGUCCUUUGGUCAUUCUUUGAAGCUCUUGUACUAGUUGCCAUGACACUGGGACAAAUCUACUAUCUGAAGAGGUUUUUUGAAGUCCGAAGAGUUGUUUAAGAAUGCUUCCCUGAUCCUGGAUUUCAGUUCACUGUCUACCAAACAACUUGGUCAAAAAAGUCAUUUAGUUUCUAAACCCUCUUUACUGAACUUUAAAACUUAUUUGCUUAUGUUCCUUCCUAGUUAAAAUGAAAUCUUUUUAUAUAUCUUCUGUAGCAAAAGCUGUGCUAAAAUCUCAUCACUUAAUUGGCAUAAUUUUUUCACUGAAAUCUGCCUAGUCUGUACGCUAAGCGAGGUCCAAGCAGGCUGCAAAUGCUGUAAUUCAACUGUAGUAAUAAGCAAUGUUGGUGUCUUUUUUUCUAUCUUUUUUUUUUCUGUUUCCAUAAGUUCUUGCAGUUCUAUCUAGGGAAACGGUACAAGGCCCUAAUGUGACUGUUGGUGUUUUUGACAUCUUUAGCUCUGCAGUAGAUGUUAUGAAAUCUAAAGAAUCUUUUCUUUGCCUACAUAAACUGCCAAGGAGAAACAAUUGGAACUCUAUUCUGGUAAUGAAUAGAAUAGAAGACAGCUGACAACUUCCAAUCUAGUAUGUGUACCUAGUUACUGUUUAAAACAACGUUCUUCAGUAACUAUCUUAAUUAUAUCAACUUGUUUCCUAAGUUCUUUUUAAAUUAAAUACUUGAUAUCAAAACACAUUCUCUCCUCUCAUUACCAAAUGUUCAUCAUGUGGUUUUCCGUUUUUCACGGGUUUAUAUCAAAGCCAAUUGUGUGCAGUGUUUUGGCAAACAGUAGUUAACCC
Molecule: messenger RNA, 1410 nt
Organism: Nothoprocta perdicaria
Lineage: Eukaryota; Metazoa; Chordata; Aves; Tinamiformes; Tinamidae
Gene: TMED2
Product: transmembrane p24 trafficking protein 2
Exons: 4
Coding region: 69-674 (201 amino acids)
Biological process (GO): endoplasmic reticulum to Golgi vesicle-mediated transport; intracellular protein transport; Golgi organization
Cellular component (GO): Golgi apparatus; COPII-coated ER to Golgi transport vesicle; endoplasmic reticulum
Source: RefSeq, a predicted model, not a curated record